Tilletiopsis washingtonensis is the source of this 1773-nucleotide messenger RNA. RefSeq names its product MFS general substrate transporter. NCBI's taxonomy places the organism in Eukaryota, Fungi, Basidiomycota, Exobasidiomycetes, Entylomatales. The record is from RefSeq and is a predicted model, not a curated record. Gene Ontology annotation, biological process: transmembrane transport. The transcript has 3 exons. Gene Ontology annotation, cellular component: membrane. Gene Ontology annotation, molecular function: transmembrane transporter activity. The annotation marks the transcript as partial.
CAGACGGCGCUCUCUGGCGUGCACUCGCGCGGCUCGGGCGGUGGCGCAGGGGUGCAGCGCAGCGUCAGUCGUGGCUCUGCCUUCUCUCGCGUGCUCGACCCGCAGGCAGAAGUGUGGGAGGCCGGAGUGCAGCGCGAUCGCUACCGCCGCAUGAGCCGGCAGUACAACGAUGCGCUGGCCAACAAGCCGGCCUCGCUGUCGGAGAGCAUGAAGCGCGCUUCUGCCCGCGUCGGCGGUGCGCCGCAGCCGCCCGUCAAGAACAAGAAGACUCGCCGCUUCUGGAUGAUCUUUGCCGCGCUCAUGACCGUCACGGCGCUGACUGCGAUCGACAUGUCCAUCAUCAGCACGUCGCUGCCGACGAUCGUCAAGGAGCUGCCGCCGUCCUCGAUUCCAGCAUCGUGGAUCACGUCGGCCUUUCUGCUCACCACGACGGCCUUCCAGCCCUUCAUGGGUGGUCUGGCCGACGUCAUCGGCCGCCGCAAUGCGCUCGUCACUGCAGUAGUGCUCUUCCUCGCCGGCUCUAUCGCAUGUGCACUGGCGCAGGACAUGCUCACUCUCGUCGCCGGCCGCGGCCUCAAGGGCGUCGGCGGCGGCGGCAUCCAGGCCAUCGCCGAGAUUGUGCUGAGCGACCUGACGACGCUGCGCGAGCGCGGCCUCUACGUCGGCCUCAUCUCGCUCGUCUUUGCCGUCGCCACGUUCGUCGCCCCCGUGCUGGGCGGCGUAUUCAGCGAGCACGACUGGCGCUGGAUCUUCUGGAUCAACCUGCCGCUCGGAGGCAUAGCGCUCGCCAUGAUCAUCCCCGCCAUGAAGCUGCACACGCCGCCAAUGCCGCUGCGCGCCAAGAUUGCACGCAUGGACAUUCCCGCCAACCUCGUGCUGUUCGGCUCGGUGGUCGCGCUGCUGCUGGCCAUCACCGAGGGCGGCAUCGAGCAUCCGUGGGGCUCUCCUCGCAUCGUCAUUUCGCUGGCGUGCGGCGCUGCAGGCCUGCUGCUCUUCCUGCUGCUCGAGUUCAUCCCGAACCGCCUCUCGCCGGACCCAGUGCUCCCACUGCGCCUCUUCACCAACAUCACUGCAGCAACGUGCUUCCUCAUGACGUUUCUGCACGGCGUCUGCACCUACGGCGCCACGUACAUCCUGCCCGUCUACUUCCAGUCCGUCAAGAGCGCCAACCCGCUGCGCUCCGCCAUCGACAUCUUCCCCUCUACGGCGCCAGGCCCGAUCGCCGCCAUCAUCGCCGGCAUCGUCAUGGCCGCGACGGGCAAGUACAAGCUGCAGAUUGCCUUCUGGUGGAUCACCAUUCUCGUCGGCGUGUGUCUCAUGACGACGUGGACCGUCGACACCGAGACGUGGAAGUGGGUCGUCAUCCAGCUCGUGCCGGGCUUCGGCGUCGGCGCUCUCUUCGCCCUCACGCUGCCGCCGAUCCAGUCCUCGCUGCCCGUCGUCGAGCUGGCGCACGCCACGGCUACGUUUGCCUUCUGCCGCUCGCUCGGCUCCGUCUUCGGCAUCGCGUUCACCACGACCGCCUUUGUCGCGCAGGUCGACCCGCGCCUGGCGGCCAUUCCCGGCGCCGCAGAAGUUGGCCUGCGCGGCUCUACGGCACUCGCCUUCGCCACUGAGCUGCACUCGCUGCCCGCGGAGCUCAUCCGCCCGGUGCAAGAGGCCUACAUGGGCGGCCUGCGCUUCGCCUUCAUCGUGCUGAUCCCCUUCGCCGUGCUGGGCCUGCUCGUCUCUCUCUUCGUCAAGGAGCUGCCGCUGCCGGACUUCAACGAGUCG